AUUUCACUCGACCGGAUGUAUCCUAUUUUCUUUUGUGUUAUCACUGUUGCAGAGCUCUUGGAUUUUUAUUAUAUUUAUAUUCAGGAUAUUUCUUAUGAUACCGAAAAAAAUUGCACUCAGCUCACCGUCAACAUGCCGAUACGUCGAAAAAGCGAUCCGUCUAUGACACAACGUAUUUGGGAUACAAUUAAAAUCACGGUACAUCAAAGAAGCUUACCUAGUAACGACCGUAUGGUACGGCAUUUGGCUCGAGUUUACGGCUUUACAGAACAGGAAGCUCAAGAGGAGAUCAACAAGGCUGCUGAGGACGGCCUUGUCUUGUUGAAGAAAGUACCUACGAGAAAUGGCAUCGAGCAAGAGAGCUAUAGGCUGCCACCGGUAGACCUAUUAGCUAAUGCCGACGAUCACGAUUGGUACUGCUGCAAGUGUCAAAGAGCUGGCGCGGUCGAGUGCUGCGAACAAUGUCACAGAGUGUAUCAUCCGGAGUGCUAUCCCGGCAACGCUACAAAAAUGAAGAUUUGUGUCUUCUGCGAGAAAAUAAAUAACGACACAUAUCCUGACAAGACCGAGCUUAAUCACAUCCUCAGUUUCACUUGCGGCCAUCUGAAAGCAAAAUUACCGCCGGAAAUUACAAAUCGCACGAUCGUUUUUAACAACGGCCCGAUCGUUACGCCCGCAAAUGGCUUCUCUGGGCCAACCUGGGUGAGCGAGGGCGAGGACGCCUGGCGACCGGGUAUUCUCAUAAAGAAACACAUGGACUUGGCGAUAAUGGACGCGAAGACGAAUAAUAAGGAGUACAAGAAUCUUGCAGAGUUCGAGGCUGAUGCGCACAAUAUUCUGCACAACAUCAUGAUAUAUCACGGAGGACGAGAAAUUGUUCAGGACUGCUGUUACGAUCUCCAGGAGAUUCGCCGUUGCGCAGACUGUUAUCGCAUAUCGAACGAGAAAUCUGAAAAGAUGUGGUUCUGCAUACCGUGCAAUCCUCCACAUCAGUUGGUCUAUGCGAAGCAGAAGGGAUAUCCGUACUGGCCCGCCAAAGUUAUGCAGGUUAACGGCAACAUCUACGACGUGCGCUUCUUCGGAGGUCAUCACAUGAGAGCCAACAUCGAGAAAGUCUUCAUUCGGCCCAUCUCCUCCACGUUGCAGAGCUUGCAGCCUUCGGAAAAAGGAAAGUGGAAAGAAACGGAGAUAAAAAGAUCAACGGCAUGGAACAGGGCUUUCGAAGAGCUGAAGCAUCAUCAGCACUUGCUGGCAAAGUUGGGGAAGAAGAAGAAGGAGGAAAUUAGCACAAUGGAGGACGACGACGACGACGACGACGGUCCUAGUCCCGCAAAGAUACGGAAUCAAGAGUCGUCGAGUUCGAAGGGCGCAUCGCACAGCUCGAAUGUGCCGAAGCAGCUGAUGAAGGAUCUCAGGGUGAAAGUCGAAAGAUUGAGUUCGGACGGGCAUCCCGAGACUCAGAACGCGAACGACGCGGCGGAUAACAAGGAUGUCUCGAAGAGCAAUGGCGCAAACGAAGAUAGACAGGUGCCUCAUUUACCGGUGGCGGAGGACGAGCCCGCUCGAGAAAUAACGAGCACCUGCCCGCAGGGCUUGAAGAAGGAGGGCUCGCAAGAAGACAUGGUCACAUCCAGUUGUCAAGAACCGAGAUCGAAGUGCGUUCUCGUGCAGACUGAACAAAUUCAGGCGGACGGGCUUCCGCCAGCCAAGAUCAAAAGGGAACGCAGAACUUCGGAACAACCGACCACAACGGCGUUGGAGAAACUACGCCGCGAAUUGGAGCUUGACAAGUGCAGGGAAUUGGAGAGACUACAGGCGGAAUAUAGGAAAGAGUUACGGCAAAUGGAGCAGAGGCACAAACAAGCGAUAUCUGACAUCAAGAAGAAACAAUGGUGUUACAACUGUGAGAAUGAAGCAAUAUAUCAUUGUUGUUGGAACACCGCGUACUGCAGCACAGACUGCCAACAAAUUCACUGGCAGCGUGAGCAUAAAAGAGUGUGCAGGCGUAAGCGUUAAUAUGACGACAAGUACAAUAAUAGACGCCAAGGAGCGUUUAAAAAGAUAAGAGUACUCAUUUUCACAUACAUGUACAUAUAUGUUAUAUAUAGAUAUAUAUAUAUAUACACACAUAUACACAUACAUACAUAUAUACAUAUAUAUAUAUAUAUAUAUGUAUAUACAGAGUGUCCCGGAGAAUAUCCAUCCCGAUUAUCGGCUAGCGCUUGUAAUUAUUAGAUGUGAAAUCUAAGAAUGCUUUUUAUGUAACGA
Harpegnathos saltator (Jerdon's jumping ant) is the source of this 2268-nucleotide messenger RNA. Its product is annotated as zinc finger MYND domain-containing protein 11. NCBI's taxonomy places the organism in Eukaryota, Metazoa, Arthropoda, Insecta, Hymenoptera, Formicidae. Gene Ontology annotation, biological process: regulation of transcription elongation by RNA polymerase II; regulation of signal transduction. The record is from RefSeq and is a predicted model, not a curated record. Gene Ontology annotation, cellular component: nucleus. Gene Ontology annotation, molecular function: transcription corepressor activity; DNA binding.